UCGGCCCCGAUCGGGGGAGCUGCCAGAGCAAGUCUCUCUCUCUCUCUCGCUCUCUCAUUUUUGUUUGCAACUCAACCAACUGGCAGGACAGAAGGUAGAAGCGCCACAAAGGAGGGAAGAAGACGAAGGAUGGAAGCAUUGAGGUCGUCAUAUGGGUCAUCGUCUGAGGAUACAGACGACGAUUCUUCUCUGGAAAGAAGCAAGAAGCGGGCAGCAGUCAGCCCUCCCUCGCCGGAACCGCAGUCCCUUCCCCCUCCUCCUCUUGACCUCUUGGAUCCGCCAGCUUUUUUUCAAACAAAUGCAAAUCGGGUUAGAAGCUUUCCGCACGUAGAAGGAAAUUAUGCACUGCAUCUCUUUAUCCCAGUCUUGAUACCUGCAGUAAUGAAGAAACAGUUGGUACCUUUAAUCAGAAAAUCUAUGUUGCUUGUGGAAGGGCUUCAUGCUGUUGAUAUCGACAUCCCUUUGAAGGAUCUCUGUGUAGAUGAUGAAAAGUUCCUGCAACUUGUCUUGGGAAGGGAGUUUCACAUAAGCUUGUCUAGAACUGUUCCUAUUCGCGUGCAUCAGAUUGAUUCAAUUGUCACAAUGCUUCAACAGAAGUUCCAAGCCCAAAAGCGGUACUGGAUAGAAUUCAAUACUUGGGAAGUGUUUGUUAAUGAUGAUAGGACUCGAACUUUUCUGUCUAUGGAAGUUAGUACCAGAGGCUUAAAGGAGAUAACCAGGCAAAUUCAAGUUGUGAAUGAUGUAUAUAGGUUGCAUAAUCUCCCAGAGUUUUAUGAGAAUCCUCGGCCACAUAUAUCACUGGCUUGGGGACUUGGUGAUAUCAGCCAUUCUUUGCAACAAGCAGUUAAUGAACUGAACAGAUCUAGGCCAAGUAGCGGAUCUGCUCAGAAGAAUAUUUUUUCAUGUAUGUUUAAUGGCAUUGAGUGUAGAAUAGGAAAGAAAUCAUAUACCAUCUGUAAAGUUUUAGUGGCAUGAGAAGAAUAUUAGUGUUCACAACAAGCUUUUGUUCUUUUGCCAUUUAAGAUACUUGUUACUGCAUUUCCCUGCAUAUAUGUAAAUAUUAUGUAACAUCAAUGCACUAUGGCAGAAGAAUUGGGAGGUGUUUUUUGUCCUUGGCAAUGUGGAUACUGGUUCGGCCUUGCUCUCUUGUUUGGGCAGCUAAGGAAGACUUUCAUGCUGGCAUUUUUAUUGUCAGAUCUUCUCUUA
Messenger RNA from Nymphaea colorata (pocket water lily), 1206 nucleotides. RefSeq lists its product as uncharacterized. The record is from RefSeq and is a predicted model, not a curated record. Gene Ontology annotation, cellular component: nucleus. Bases 130 to 975 code for a protein of 281 amino acids. The transcript is spliced from 6 exons. Gene Ontology annotation, molecular function: 3'-5'-RNA exonuclease activity. Gene Ontology annotation, biological process: U6 snRNA 3'-end processing. NCBI's taxonomy places the organism in Eukaryota, Viridiplantae, Streptophyta, Magnoliopsida, Nymphaeales, Nymphaeaceae.